CCCUCUUCCUCCAUUUUCAAAUCUCUCUCUUAUGUCCUCCGCCCACCCUCCUUCCUCCCCCGCCACCGGUGUCGGUCUCGGCUACGGCAUUGCCAUUGCCGUCAGCAUCCUCGUCUUCAUCUCCACCGUCAUGCUCAUCUCCUACGCCUGCAUUCGCGUCAAAUCCAGUACUCGUCCCCGUCCUCGUCCCUCCGCUAAUUCCCUCCCCUCUCCCCCUGCGGCCACCGUCGACAAUGUGGUGGUCCUCAUGGUUGGAUUAGACGGCUCCAUCAUCGAAUCUUACCCUAAAUUGGUCCUCGGAGAGAGUCGUCGUCUUCCUCCCCCUAACAAUGGCCCUUGCUCCAUUUGCCUCUCUGAUUACAAGCCCCACGAUUCUGUUCGAUGCAUUCCCGAUUGUCGACAUUGUUUUCACUCCGAUUGCGUCGAUGAAUGGCUUCGUAUGAGCGCUACUUGUCCUUUGUGUCGAAAUUCCCCAGCUCCAACCCCCGUUGCUACUCCUCUCUCUGAAUUCGUGCCUCUGGCUUCCCAUGCUAGGUGAUCUUCAACUUCUCCUUCUUUCUCUUUACUACAUUUUUAAUUAGGGUUAGGGUUUAUAACUUUUUCUCCAUGGAUUUUUGUCUGUGUUUACUUCACUUACUUUUAGUUUUUAGUAGAUUUGGGAAGAACUUCAAGAUCACCUCUAGUGUUUAGACAUUAUAUGUAAAUUAGUUGAAAAAGUUUCUAAUAAAUCUCGAUUUCUACGUCUAAUUGAUACAUAGAAUGUCCU
This is a messenger RNA of Cucumis melo (muskmelon), 766 nucleotides long. Its product is annotated as putative RING-H2 finger protein ATL69. Gene Ontology annotation, molecular function: transferase activity. Bases 32 to 538 code for a protein of 168 amino acids. The record is from RefSeq and is a predicted model, not a curated record. Gene Ontology annotation, biological process: protein ubiquitination. The transcript has a single exon. Lineage: Eukaryota; Viridiplantae; Streptophyta; Magnoliopsida; Cucurbitales; Cucurbitaceae.